AUGGCACCAUAUGGCAUUGGGCCGUACCAGUCCCACCAAGAAGUUGAUGCAGAUAUCUGCCCUCAGGUGUCUGAGCUCAUCCCAAAGUCCAACGGUGCUUUGUGGAAGACUUUGGGCGACACCUAUGAAACUGACGCAUUUAAGAUGAGAGCGGUGGACUGGCUUGCAGGGGCUGUUAGAAUCCCAACAGAAUCCUAUGAUCAGAUGGGUCCUGUCGGGACUGACCCACGCUGGGAGAAAUUCGGUGCUUUUCACGACUAUUUGUUGAAGGCCUUUCCACUGGUCCAUGCUUCCCUUGAGGUGACAAAAGUCAAUACGUAUGGCCUGAUAUACGUGUGGAAAGGAACGAGUAGCUCUCUCAAGCCUCUCUUGCUUGCAGCCCACCAAGACGUUGUUCCCGUGGAGGAUACCACAAUUGACCAAUGGCAGUAUCCACCUUUUUCUGGGUACUUUGACGGUGAGCGAGUAUGGGGACGCGGCUCGCAAGACGACAAAAGCGGGCUGAUAGGCGAGUCCGCUAUGGAAAAUAUGCUGGAGAGCAAGUUUCAGCCAACUCGAACCGUAGUUUUGGCAUCCGGGUUCGACGAGGAGACCAGCGGCCUUCACGGCGCUCAAAUGUUGGCACCAGUGUUACUGGAGAUGUUUGGUGAAAACGGUUAUGCUAUGCUAGUGGAUGAAGGCUCUGGAUAUGGCGAACAGUUUGGCCGAGUCAUCGCAACUCCCGGUAUUUCUGAGAAAGGGUAUUUGGAUGUAAUGAUAAAUAUUGCAUCUCCUGGUGGCCACUCAAGUCUUCCACCGCUUCACACUAGCAUUGGUAUACUGGCGGAUAUGCUUGUCAAUAUCGAGAGAAAUCCAUUCGAAGUCCAUCUUGAAAGAGGUUCACCGACGUACAAGAUUGCACAAUGUCUUGUUCGCACACCUGACCUUCCUGCAUCGCUGCGAAGAGACAUCAUUCACGCAGAAUACAAUGAACUUGCUCUUCGCCGCGCUGAGCAGGAACUCUUCAAGAACCCGAUGUUCAAAAAUCUUGUCGGAACCACUCAAGCUAUUGACCUCAUUCAUGGAGGGGUAAAAGUCAAUGCUCUGCCAGAGCAAGCUUGGGCUGUAGUGAAUCAUCGCAUUUCGACGCAGAGUUCCGUCACUGCAACGAAAAGGCGUGACACUGAGCUGCUCAUGUCGCUAGCAAGCCAAUUCAACCUAUCAUAUACCGCCUUCGGUGCUAGGAUAACUGAUGCCGAUGCUCCCGCGUUUGGCGCCUUGACACUAUCUGAAGCUUAUACGCAUGGGCUUGAGCCUGCUCCAGUCUCACCCACUGGACAUGACGCCGUUCCUUACCAAUUGUUAUCUGGCACUAUCAGAGCUGCAUAUAACUCUCACAGAGGUCUUUCAGAUGAUGAUAGCUUGAUCAUCAGUCCUGGAAUUAUGUCAGGCAACACAGACACGAGGUACUAUUGGAAGUUGACCGAGCAUAUCUUCCGCUAUGGCCAUACAGACGGUGCUACGGGUGGAAGCAUCAUUUCUGGGGUACACACCGUCAACGAGGCCAUCAAAAUCAGUAACUUCGUUGAAAUGAUUCGAUUCUUCACCACACUUAUUCUCAAUGUUGAUGAAUCGGAGUUGCCCUGA
Messenger RNA from Suillus subaureus, 1626 nucleotides. RefSeq lists its product as uncharacterized. The coding region runs from base 1 to 1626 and encodes 541 amino acids. The record is from RefSeq and is a predicted model, not a curated record. Gene Ontology annotation, cellular component: fungal-type vacuole lumen. NCBI's taxonomy places the organism in Eukaryota, Fungi, Basidiomycota, Agaricomycetes, Boletales, Suillaceae. The transcript has 13 exons. Gene Ontology annotation, molecular function: metallocarboxypeptidase activity.